AACUGGAUCGCUCACUUUAGCGCCAGUUUCCGCUCGGCAUCACCUCGCUUCUCGUUUCACUUGCUUUACCCCUCCGUCCUUACCUUCGUUGCCUCUCUCGUCUCUGUUCUGCUUCAAUGUUUUCCCAGUCCCACCUUCUUUGUCUGAACCCUACAUUUUCAUUCUCUUCUUCUUUUUCUUCAAAUCGCACCUCCUUUCCUUCUGUUCGACUCGGAUUUCCUUCCACCAGAGUAAUGGCCUCCGGCUCCAAGGUCAGCAACGGCGGCCACUCCUCCCCCUUUGCGAUAAAUGAGUCCGAUAUCAAUCGAUUGGCUGAGGUUGGUAACAAGGUCGCUGAUGCCGCCGGUCAAGUUAUUCGGAAGUAUUUCAGACAGAAAUUCGAUAUUAUUGAUAAAGAUGAUUCCAGUAAGUUGUCCCGUGACAAUCGCUGAUAAAUCUGCUGAGGAGGCUAUGGUUUCCAUCAUUCUUGAGCAUUUUCCUUCUCAUGCAAUUUAUGGGGAGGAAAAAGGGUGGAGGUGUAAAGAAAGUAGUGCAGACUAUGUUUGGGUUUUGGAUCCUAUUGAUGGGACAAAAAGUUUUAUCACCGGGAAACCCUUAUUUGGUACCCUCAUUGCCCUUCUACUAAAUGGUAAACCUAUCCUUGGCAUAAUUGAUCAGCCUGUAUUAAGAGAAAGAUGGAUUGGGAUAUCUGGAAAGAAAACUAGGCUGAAUGGACAGGAAGUCUCCUCACGCAGUUGCACAAAUCUUUCUCAUGCGUACUUGUACACCACAAGUCCACAUCUAUUCAGUGGAGAUGCAGAAGACGCAUUUGUCCGCGUUAGAAACAAGGUUAAAGUUCCAUUAUAUGGUUGCGACUGCUAUGCAUAUGCACUUCUGGCUUCUGGCUUUGUAGAUCUCGUUGUUGAGUCUGGUCUGAAGCCCUAUGAUUUUCUUGCUUUGAUCCCCGUUAUAGAAGGCGCUGGGGGUGUCAUAACUGACUGGAAAGGCGAUGAACUCUAUUGGGAAGCUUCUCCAACUUCACCUGCAAGAAGUUUUAAUGUUCUGGCAGCUGGAGACAAACAGAUUCAUCGACAAGCUCUAGAUUCAUUACAGCGGAGUUGACAUCAUCUGAUGCCGUUCAAAUACCAGAGACCGCGGAUUGAAUUUGAAUGAGACUAUGAUAUUGGACCUCUCAAGGGAAGAUCAUCCGGAAGAACUAGCGUCCGUUCCUAGAUGUUAUAGGUGUGCAUGGCGGAACAAUUGAUCGGUAUUUAUUUAAUAAACUGAAGAAAUAUUCAUGCAGUUUAGCUGUAGUUUUGUUUCUGCCCAGCUAGGAACAAGUUAACUAUCAACAAUAAUGAACAAAAGAACAAGGAACUUCUUCCUUUACUUGAAAUUAAAAGAGAAUGUAAAUAUCAUG
Molecule: messenger RNA, 1399 nt
Organism: Neltuma alba
Lineage: Eukaryota; Viridiplantae; Streptophyta; Magnoliopsida; Fabales; Fabaceae
Product: bifunctional phosphatase IMPL2, chloroplastic
Exons: 9
Coding region: 289-1101 (270 amino acids)
Biological process (GO): L-histidine biosynthetic process
Molecular function (GO): histidinol-phosphatase activity
Source: RefSeq, a predicted model, not a curated record